UACUUCAUUUGCUCAAUGCUGGGGCUCGCUCAGUAUAUGAGUGGCAGGAAUUAUACAAAGUUUGGUUCGUCAUUGACGGUGACCGAGAAGGCGCUGAUUCAGCGAAUGUAAAAUGGAAACCAACUGCUGGGUUCACUGAUAAUCAUGGCUGGUAUCAAUGAAGGAAUGCAAUAUUUAAAAUCUUUGCCAAGUUUUUUGAAGAUCUUGGAAAUUAUUCUUCUUCUGGUCUCUAUUGGUCCAGUGGGAUACUUUCUCAACAACGCACCAGAUUUUGAUUUCGACAAAAGGGAUAAUCUGAAAUUUUUCGUUGGCGCAGCCGCAGCUUCAGCUGUUAUCGCACUGCUGUUUUUUCUCAUCUUUCUAACUGGUGCGCAUAAAAAAAUCGACGCUUUUAACUGGGCAAGAACGGCGGCAGGUAUCUUUCUUGUUCUGGCGAUCUUACUACUAGUUGCUUCGUCGUUACUAGCAGACACUGUCAGCCAAUAUCAUUCAGAUGGCACAUGUAAAUGGAUGGAUGUACAAAAAACAAAAUAUCAGUGUGGGCAGCUAACUGCGGGAACAGUCUUUGGUUUCUUUUCCAUAGUAAUUUUCAUUGUGGAUGCCAUUAUUCAUUUUCGAUUGUGAUAGAUUUGGUCUCUGGCCAAAUACCACUUUCAUGACUUAAGCACAAUGUGUGUUUCAAUCAUUCAAUGUCAUGUAAUUUUUAGUAGAUAUCGAUAAUAAUAUAAUUCUAGUAAAUUGACAUUUGUAUAGUCCUUGAUUAGAAUCAUAUAUUUGUUCAUGCGCGGCACUUGGGGCAGAAGUAUCAUUUGCAGUCGGCAAAACCACUGAGAGCAGAAUAAUUUGGGCGUGAGUCGAGGAAACC
Molecule: messenger RNA, 865 nt
Organism: Dendronephthya gigantea
Lineage: Eukaryota; Metazoa; Cnidaria; Anthozoa; Malacalcyonacea; Nephtheidae
Exons: 5
Coding region: 145-624 (159 amino acids)
Cellular component (GO): membrane
Source: RefSeq, a predicted model, not a curated record